Molecule: messenger RNA, 946 nt
Organism: Tetranychus urticae (two-spotted spider mite)
Lineage: Eukaryota; Metazoa; Arthropoda; Arachnida; Trombidiformes; Tetranychidae
Gene: asf1
Product: histone chaperone asf1
Biological process (GO): DNA replication-dependent chromatin assembly
Cellular component (GO): chromatin; nucleus
Molecular function (GO): histone binding
Source: RefSeq, a predicted model, not a curated record
UUGUGAACUCUUGGUUACUAACCACUGGUUAGUAACCAGGAUAGGAACCACCGCAUCAUUUUCCCUCUAAAUAUUUUGUUUCACUUUUUUCUUUGUAUAAAAUCAUCAAUUCAAACCACUUGUUUAUUCCUUAAUCAGUUUAAUCCUUAAUUAGUUUAAUCCUUACUAUGGCCAAAGUUCAUUUAAUAAAUGUAGUUGUGAUGGAUAAUCCGGCUCCUUUCGACUCCCCGUUCCAAUUUGAAAUUACAUUUGAAUGUUUGGAGGAUCUCAAGGAGGAUCUGGAGUGGAAAUUAAUUUAUGUUGGUUCAGCCGAUUCAGAAGAUUAUGACCAAAUACUUGACUGUGUAUAUGUUGGCCCUGUUCCCGAAGGACGUCAUAUGUUUUUCUUCCAAGCAGACCCUCCGGACCCAUCAAAAAUCCCAGUUCAAGAUGCCGUAGGUGUUACAGUAAUCCUGUUGAGCUGUUCUUAUAGAAAUAAAGAGUUUAUUAGGAUAGGUUAUUAUAUCAACAAUGAAUAUACUGAAGAGGAGUUAAAAGAAAACCCACCACCACAACCUCAAUUUGAAAAACUGCAAAGAAAUAUACUCGCAACUUAUCCUAGAGUAACGAGAUUUAAAAUUGAUUGGAACGAGAAUGAAGAAAAUGAACAUGAGGAACCUGAAACAAUGAAUAAUGAAAACUCUAUCACUGAGACAUCUUUAAUUGAAAAUUCCCCAACAAUGCCCGAAGUAUCUGAAAAUGUCACCGAGGACAUUCAAAUGGAAAAUUGAGAAUCUCAAUUUCCAUUUGAAAAGCUUGAAAAUCCAAUGCAAUUAGCCCAUAAUGUCGAUCAAUGACAAACGAUUGUUGAUUACAAAAUUUCCCUUCAUCUAAUCAAUUUUAAUCUCACCAUUAUUUGUCUGAUUGGUUCUUAAAUCAUUAAUAAACAUUUCAUCAUUUCUCAAAA